Molecule: messenger RNA, 4005 nt
Organism: Saccostrea echinata
Lineage: Eukaryota; Metazoa; Mollusca; Bivalvia; Ostreida; Ostreidae
Product: solute carrier family 12 member 9-like
Exons: 12
Coding region: 31-2862 (943 amino acids)
Biological process (GO): potassium ion import across plasma membrane; cell volume homeostasis; chloride transmembrane transport
Cellular component (GO): membrane
Molecular function (GO): potassium:chloride symporter activity
Source: RefSeq, a predicted model, not a curated record
AGAAAUGAAUCUAUUUAAAUUCUCAAGGCCAUGUCACAGUCAUAUUCCAUUAAUGGAGAAGUGUUAACGCCAGAGAAAAUGGAAGAGAGCUCGCCACUGUUACCGAGUUCCUCUUACUCCAAUAGCUCUUCGGAGCGUGAUCAUGGUGAUGAAGUAUGGGCUCUCAGUCGAAGUCUGAGUAGGAAUGAUGCCGUGGGCCCCAAAAUACAGGCACGGGCCACGAGACGAACUCUUGGACUCUUUGCCGGAGUAUUUUGCCCCGUGGCCUUGUCAAUGUUCAGUACUUUCCUGUUCCUUAGAUCAGGUUUUGUGGUUGGCCAGGCAGGGAUUCUAGAAGCAGUGUUACAGCUUGUUUUAGCCUAUUUUAUCUUGGUGAUGACAGUACUGUCAAUCAGUGCCAUAUCAACCAAUGGGGCUUUAGAAGGAGGUGGAGCCUACUAUAUGAUAAGCCGGGCUUUGGGUCCUGAAUUUGGAGGAAGCAUUGGUUUUCUAUUCUUUGUGGCCAAUGUUUUAGCAGUGGGUCUUUAUGUCACUGGUUUUGUAGAAGCCAUGAUUGAGAAUUUUGGACCUGGAGGGACCAUGGUAGACCAGCCAUUUUUAAAGGGAGACCAUGAUUUCUGGUACAAGUACCUAUAUUGUACGAUAGUCCUCUUUGUGUGUCUGGGAAUCUGUAUUGUUGGAGGUGCCAUGUUUGCCAAAACAUCAUUGUUAAUAUUUUUGAUUGUUGUGAUAUGCCUUCUGUCUGUGAUUGUGAGUGUGUUUGCCAAAAAUUCUACGACACCAAUAGAAUACGCACAACAGGCAAAACAUACUCACGAGAGGAAAAACGUAUCUCAGUUCUGUUAUGAGGUCAAUGCCAGUGGUUUUGUACAAGAUUCAGCAAACUACACUGGACUCAGGGCAGCUACAUUCCAUGAUAAUGCAUAUUCACAUUAUGAGAAGGAUUACACAUCUAAGGACAUGAUGACCUUUGCCUCUGUGUUCGCCAUUUUGUUUAGCAGUGUGACAGGAAUUCUAAAUGGUGCAAACAUGUCAGGAGAAUUAAAAGACCCGAGUAAAGCUAUACCCAAGGGUACACUGUAUGCUGUGAUGUUUACCUUUGCAACUUACUUCAUUGAAAUCAUUCUGGUUGGAGGUUCAUGUGAUAGGUGCCUUCUGCUGAACAACUAUAUUUUUCUACAAGAGAUCAACCUCUGGAAACCUUUCGUUUUGAUAGGAAUAUUUGCUGCCACUUUAUCUGCUGCUUUGGGUAACCUUAUUGGAGCCUCCAGGAUUCUACAGGCCCUGGCAAAUGAUCAUUUGUUCUGGUUUGUUCUGAAUCCUGCAUCCAUCACCACAAAGUCAGGGAAUCCUUAUGUUGCAGUUCUUAUAUCAUGGUUUCUUGUACAAUUGGUACUGCUGGUAGGUUCACUUAACGCAAUAGCCCCUGCCACCUCUGUGUUCUUUCUCAUGUCCUAUGCCUCAGUGAACUUAGCAUGUCUGGCCCUGGAGCUAGCUUCAGCACCUAACUUCAGACCCACCUUUAAGUACUUCACUUGGUACACCUGUGUGUUUGGUCUGAUAGGGUGUAUAUUGAUGUGUUUUCUGAUCAGUCCCAUCUACACCUCAGCCGCCAUUAUUGUGAUGCUUGUACUGGCCAUUAUCCUUCACUUCCGGUCACUACCGACACAGUGGGGCUCCAUUAGCCAGGCUCUUAUUUUCCACCAGGUAAGAAAAUACCUGCUGAUGCUGGAUUCAAGGAAGGCCCACGUUAAGUACUGGCGUCCUCAGAUCUUACUGAUGGUGGCUAAUCCACGCCAGUGUUCAGAACUCAUCCACUUCAUUAACGACAUCAAGAAAGGUGGAUUGUAUGUGAUUGGCCAUGUCAAGCUAGGGUCUCUAGACUCAUACCCCAAAGAUCCAGUUCUGGAGGAAAAUUCAAAAUGGAUGGGGCUGAUAGACUAUCUCAAAGUGAAGGCAUUCGUGGAGGUUACCAUGGCAAAUUCUGUUUCAGAGGGUCUCCAGCACUUGCUGAGGUUGUCUGGAAUGGGAGGCAUGAAACCUAAUACUGUUUGUUUUGGGUUUCUAGAUGAUGCUAAACCUAAGGAUAUGCUGAGCGUUGAAAGUGCUGGAAGGAAGCGACGCUUUUUUACACGUUUGGAAAGUGGUAAAAAAGAAAGCAUUGACAAUCUGUUCAUGAAUGUCAGAGGGGAGGGUGAUCCUCGAAAUUUAGCUUCUUUAGAGUAUGUUAAACUUAUUUCUGAUUCAUUAAAAAUGCAGAAGAAUGUGUGUUUAUGCAGACAUUUUGAUCAGUUAAGUAAGCAAUCCAUUGUACAUUCCAAGAAGCAACUUUUCAUUGAUGUUUGGCCAGUGAAUCUCUUCCGCCCUGACACUGCCAACUUCUUUGACAAUACCUGUCUUUUUAUGCUACAACUGGCCUGUAUUCUAACCAUGGUACCUGGUUGGAAGUCCAAAACAAGUCUAAGAGUUUUCUUGUGUUUAAAUGCACAGACAGACAACACUCUCCAAAAGCAGCAGAAACUAGACUGCUUUCUUCAGCAGCUCAGGAUUAAAGCUUCAGUGAAAAUCGUUACCUGGGAUCACCUGGUACAACAUCUACCUGUCAUGUCAGGUAACAGCAAUGGAAAACUUAACCUGAUGGAGAAAUUCCACCCAGUACCAGAAGAAUUCAUCAGUGCAAUUAACCAAAUGAUUAUUUCUUACUCCAGCACCACUGCAGUAAGUUUUCUGUACCUCCCCAUACCCCCCGCUGAAUCCAGGGAUAAUGAAACUUAUCUAAACAGCCUGAAAAUGUUGUCAGAAAAUCUCCCUCCCACUGUGUUUGUACAUGGGUUACAUCCUGUUACUUCUACCACUCUAUGAUGGCUCAUCAUUCAGGUAAUAUACAUCUAUAAAGGUAUGAAAUUGAUUUUGUCAAAUGAAUGUUGUCAUAUAGAUUCCAAUUGUCACUGGUAAAACUUUGAAACUUAUUGUACUGCUGUGAGUUAAUAAGUGCUAUUCAAUUUGAAACCACAUUCCAUUGUAUUUGUAUUGUUUUAAUGUAAAAUGUUGAAAUUUAGCAUAACAUUAUGACUGUGAUAUUUAUGUAAAAAAAAAUUUGAUUUGUAAGAUUUCAUUAUAGCAACGUAGUGCAAUGAUAGUAUGUAUGUGUAUUUCAUUAAGGUCUGAUGACAUGUUGCUCUAAUAUCUGUUUUGUAUUACAGCAAAUUAAUCAUAAGUAUUAUUGUCUUUUGAUUUUUAAACUGUUUUUAAAAUCUUUAAGUAGAUGAAAGAUACCAAAAAAUUGUGAUAUUGGCAAUGCUAGUGAUUUCCAUUAGGAUUAUAUAGUAAAUAGCAUCCUCUGGUAUCUUGCACAAAUGCCUGGUAAGGUACCUUAAUUUUUUGUGAGAAAUCUUGUUAAAGUAGCAAUACUUCAAUGACAAAUUCUUGGAAAACAUUAUAUAUUAUUGAGGAAUGUGUCAUCUGACCUUAAACAAGAGAGUAAUCAUUUCUUGGUAGUAUUGUAUUUACAGAUAACAGUGUUAUGUAAAGAAUUACCUCAUUUUUAGUGUCAAUUUUAAUGAUGAUUCUUGUAUAUUAAAAGUGCUUGUAGUUUUGCUCCCUAGUCUACAACAAUGUUAUUAUGUACAAGUAUGUUAGUGUAAGUAUUUACAUGUACAUGUACAGUAAAACCCGCUUAUAACAAAGUGCCAGGGAUAGACGAUUUUGCUUCAUUAUAACUGUAAUUCAUUAUAUCCAUUAAGUUUACAAUAUAUUUUAAAGUCAUGGAGAAUAAAAAUCACUUCGCUAUAAGCAUUAAUUCAUUUAUAAGCGUGUUCGUUAUAAGCAUAUUUUACUGUAUAUGUAUAAUCAAUCAUGUACUGGGAUACAUGUAUUGUACAAUGAUUCUUUUAAUAUUAUACAUGUAGAAAGUCACUGCAAGUGCAAAAUACAUUAAUUUUCAUUGAGAGAUUAUAAUUAAAUGUGUUUUAAGAUUUUACAUGAACAAAACUGGAUUAAAUGCUA